Messenger RNA from Lolium rigidum, 1477 nucleotides. RefSeq names its product NAC domain-containing protein 30-like. Lineage: Eukaryota; Viridiplantae; Streptophyta; Magnoliopsida; Poales; Poaceae. Bases 327 to 1244 code for a protein of 305 amino acids. The transcript is spliced from 4 exons. The record is from RefSeq and is a predicted model, not a curated record. Gene Ontology annotation, biological process: regulation of DNA-templated transcription. Gene Ontology annotation, molecular function: DNA binding.
UGGAUGGAUCGUUGGAUGUGCAUCCUUACAAUCCGAUGGAUACCUUUUGGCUUGUAUAAAUAGGACCCCAAUUAAGCUUCCCUAGCUACCAACUUCAUCGUCUCAGUAGUUUUGCAAUUGAGCGCCUCAUCGUUCUCUGGUUCUUGCUCUCUCUGAGCUAUAUAAUUACUGCAUCUGCAUCAUAUAGAACAGCAGUUUCAUUCCCUCAGCUCCAACAACCAAACAAUUCUAUAGCUCUCUCGGAUCGAUAUCUUCUGACUUCGUCUCCAUUCGCCUACUCGGUUUGUCCAGAAGAGAGCCAGCUACGAGGCAGGUAGAUACUAGCAAUGGACCAGCAUCAGGAGUCGUGUGUUCCCCCAGGGUUCAGGUUCCACCCCACAGAGGAGGAGCUGGUCGGGUACUACCUCGCCAGGAAGGUGGCCUCCCAGAAGAUCGACCUCGACAUCAUCCAGGAGGUCGAUCUCUACCGGAUCGAGCCAUGGGACCUGCAAGAGAGAUGCGGCACAGGAGGAGGCAAGGGAGAAGAUGACCUGUCAUCGUCAGAGCGGUACUUCUUCAGCUUCAAAGACCGCAAGUACCCGAGCGGGACGCGCACGAACCGGGCCACGUCGGCCGGGUUCUGGAAGGCCACCGGCCGUGACAAGCCCGUGUUGUCGUCGAGAUCGAGCCGGGGGGUGAUCGGCAUGAGGAAGACGCUCGUCUUCUACAAGGGCCGCGCACCCAAUGGCAGGAAGACCGACUGGAUCAUCCACGAGUACCGCCUCCAGACCAACGAGCACGCCCCCACCCAGGAGGAAGGAUGGGUGGUGUGCCGCGCGUUCCAGAAGCCUGUCCCCAACCAGAGGCACUUCGUCUUCCCUGCCUAUGCCGCAGCUCCUGGCAGCUACUACGACAACGGGCAGCUGCACCUCCACGGACAUGGACAUGGCGGGAAUCUUCGGUACUUGCACCCUGCUGCUGCCGGAGCGGGUGGUUUCGCCUUUCCCAGCCAUGAUCAAUUUUAUGAGGACUUAGAGUCCAAGAAGAAUUUGCUCAGCAACAUCCCGCAGCUCAUCGAGAGCCCGCCGACGACCACCGCCAUCUUAGGUUGCGGCAACGCCGGCUACGACGUCCAGCAGCACCAGGGACAAGGGGCGUCUGCUAAUGCCAUCGACUGGAACUUCCUGGACAGCUUGCUGUCCACAUCGCUGCUCCAGGACUCCUACUCUGCUGCUAGUGCUGCCUCGCAUCUUCACUUGCAGUAGUGAACAUUGAUUUCGUCAUACAUGAUUCGCUAAUAAUAAUUCAGUACAGACAGUAGAGCCUAGAUGACGUCCAUGUGUUUGUGUUGUGCUUGAUUGACACACUUGUACCUAGUAAUAUAUAUGUUCUAGUUUCAGCAGUUCACUUUGUUUCGCUUGCUGAAUCUGGGAACUAAUCAUCACUACUCAUUGUACAUAUGUGCGUAUAUACAUAUUUUUCCUGAUGUUUCCUAUUA